Messenger RNA from Neospora caninum, 1011 nucleotides. RefSeq lists its product as hypothetical. The transcript has a single exon. The record is from RefSeq and is a predicted model, not a curated record. NCBI's taxonomy places the organism in Eukaryota, Apicomplexa, Conoidasida, Eucoccidiorida, Sarcocystidae. Bases 1 to 1011 code for a protein of 336 amino acids.
AUGAUGAUAGAGGGCCUAAUUGGAAGUGACGCUGCCUUUCUGGGUGUGGCUGCCCUGGUUGAACGACCUGCAAAAGACCAGGCUUUGCACGCAGCAGAGGCGGGGGACAGGCACACAAUCAGGGAAUUUGUUGACUGCAAUUCGCCACUGUGUACCACAAUAGUGCGGCAGCGCCAGCGAAACCCCAUUAGUGAUAAUGACGUCCAGGCAAUGGCUGUAGAUUCAUUCAUUCAUGUGGAACCUGUGUCUAGGGACUCUGGGAUUGAGGGCAAAAAUCGCAUCUGGAUUGAGAAAGGAUUUUCCACGGGUUGCAAUGUCCGACUCUGUCCACCGCUACAGGCUCUUAUUGUCUACGCUCAGCCACUCUACAUAUGCGCCGAUUCUUUGCUCGAAGCGCCCGCUGCAACCGAUAGGCGCCAAGCAGCUGGGCCCGCCACGGGCGGCGCAUAUUGCAGUCACCUAGUCACAGGGUGGAGGCAGGGAAAAUUUGUAUUACGUAUCUUCUUUUCUGGAGAGCCCCUAGACUUCGAGUGUCCGUCUGCCGGUACGUUGGCCAGCAGAAUGACAAGAUGCUGUUCAUUUGUGAGUCAUAUAGGAGUGGAUGGCGACAGACAGAUUCAUAUUCACCUUGACAGGGGCCUACUAAUCCCAGCAUUGUACAAACGUAUACAGCCGGCCCCAAUUGAGGAUAGGAAGAUACCGUCGAGGCGGACCCCGGAUACGGGCCGAAUACAACUUUCCGAGACUGAUGACGAGGAAAGACGAAUGCUGUGUCCCCUGGCACCACGAAUGGAUGCCCAAAUCGCCAUCAUCUGCCUUCCCGAGCCUACGGAAGACGAAAUGCUUCCUGAGACAAUGGCGACCCAGCACGUGACACAAAAGAUGGGAAGAUAUGAGCGUGGGUGUAUGGCAAAUGAAGGGACGUUUCAGUUGAGAUGCAGCAUUCCCUGGGGGAUGUCCACCCGACUCGAACAGGUGUUAAUGGCGAUCCGGUCUGGCGACACUCUGUAG